Molecule: messenger RNA, 1527 nt
Organism: Oldenlandia corymbosa var. corymbosa
Lineage: Eukaryota; Viridiplantae; Streptophyta; Magnoliopsida; Gentianales; Rubiaceae
Source: the annotation of a GenBank genome assembly
AUGAAAUGCAUCAAUUUCUUUUGCAUCUCAAGUUUGGUUCUCAUUUCCAGUUUCUUGGUUUUUUCCUCCAGUGCAGCCGUUUUCACCAUCCAAAACCAAUGUGCCUACACCGUCUGGGCAGCAGCUAUCCCUGGCGGUGGCCGGCGACUGGAUGCUGGCCAAACCUGGACGAUUGACGUGAUUUCAGGCACAAACGGAGGCCGUGGUUCAGGCUACACCAUCACAUUCUGCCCUGCUUCUUCUGACUCCAGCGAAGUUCCAACUCCAAGCAAUCUUCCUGGAGAUGCUAGAAAUGUAAUUAGGCCUGGUGAUAAAUUGAACUCUUCUUCGAAGCUUGUUUCUGAAAAUGGCAAUUUCACAUUAGGAUUCUUCACAGUGCUACAAACUAAUUUGAGUUAUUUAGGCAUAUGGUAUUCAGCUGAUGAACAAAGAAGGGUAUGGGUUGCCAAUCCAGACUCUCCUAUAGCAAAGGCCGAUCGCGAAAUCGAAUUAGUCAUGGAAAAUACGGGACGAAUUAUGAUUUUCAGUGGAGGAAAGUAUAUCAGAUUUGUCACACAUCAAGAUUCAGGGCAGUUGGUUAUCCGGAGGCGCGGUGUGAUUUAUUGGACUAGUGACCCUUGGAAUAACCAAGGUUUCCCAUUACUACCUUUACUAAAUGCCUCUUCCAAUCGAUUUGUCGAAAAACUGAAUUUAACAUCUGCUGAUGAUGGCAUGUUCUUCACUUUUGAAACAAUGGGUACAAGUUUAUCAAUGUUAACCUUGUCUCCAGAGGGUCAAAUUGUUGAUGUUGCAAAUAAUGGGCUUAUUGUUAGUCCUUAUAAGGAUUUUUGUUAUGGGUAUGAGAGGGAUAAUGGCUGCGCGAGUUCAGGAUUGCCUACUUGCCGGAGCAAUAAGACUGCCUUUCAAAGUAAGAGUGGGAGUUUUGUCGGAGAUAACGGUGACUCUGAUGCUAAUUCAAGCAUCAGCCUCAGUGAAUGUAUGGAAAAAUGUUGGAAAGAUUGCAACUGUAAUGGAUUUACAGUUAAUAGCAAUGGUACUGGUUGUAUAACUUGGACAAAAACGAAGAAGUUUCGCAUAGAUGAGUCUGGUCAAACUAUGAAAAAAUAUGUGCUGGCUGCAGAAAUAAUUGGAAAAUUAUCCAAAGGUAAAUCUGUGGGUAAAAGAUGAUCAAACUCUGUUAUUAUUCCUGAUCUUCUCGUGGAAUUUGAUUGAACUUAUGUAUCAAAUAGUGUAUAAUUUUGGUUACCUUGUUGCUUGGAUAGGAAGAGCAUGGAUGUGGGUGGUUGUUGCAAUAUCAGCUGUCAUUCUUCCGUUGCUGCUUGGGUUCAUAUGCUAUAUCAAGAUUAAAAAGCAUAAAGUAAAAGGUAAUCAUCAACUCAUCAUAAUCCACAUCUCUCUCAUUCUCAUUUUUUAGAUGUCUCUAAAAUGAUGCAUAACUUCUGUACGGUAGAAGCAGAGAAACGACGGCGUGAAGAAUACUUACGUCAGUUGACAGCUUCCGAGAGCUUUAAAAACGUUGAUGACACG